Messenger RNA from Fragaria vesca subsp. vesca, 1319 nucleotides. Its product is annotated as quinone oxidoreductase PIG3-like. Gene Ontology annotation, molecular function: oxidoreductase activity. The record is from RefSeq and is a predicted model, not a curated record. The transcript has 6 exons. NCBI's taxonomy places the organism in Eukaryota, Viridiplantae, Streptophyta, Magnoliopsida, Rosales, Rosaceae. The coding region runs from base 64 to 1041 and encodes 325 amino acids.
CUACAAAGCCCGCCGGAAAGAACACAAACACAGUCACAGACACACAGUUGAACCUGAAAGUCAAUGAAGGCCGUGGUGAUAACAGUCCUAGGUGGACCGGAGGUCCUCCAAGUACAAGAAGUAGAAGACCCAGAACUCAAAGACGACGAGGUUCUCAUCAAAGUCGAGGCGGCGGCGCUGAACAAACUCGACUCGUUUCAGAGGCAAGGAGUGUUUGCACCACCUCAAGGUGCUAGUCCAUACCCUGGUCUCGAAUGCUCUGGAACCAUCGAGGCCGUCGGAGGACACGUGUCACGAUGGAACGUCGGCGAUCAGGUGUGUGCUCUACUUAGUGGAGGAGGGUAUGCCGAGAAGGUGGCUGUUCCGGCAGGACAGGUUCUACCAGUUCCACCUGGUAUUUCUUUGAAGGAUGCUGCAAGCUUUCCUGAGGUUGCGUGCACGGUCUGGUCCACUAUUUUUAUGGUUAGCCGGCUAUCUUCUGGUGAAAUAUUAUUGAUUCAUGGGGGCUCCAGCGGAAUUGGUACAUUUGCGAUUCAGAUGGCUAAAUACUGGGGAGCUAGGGUGUUUGUCACAGCAGGUAGUGAGGAAAAGUUAGCAGCAUGUAAGGAUCUUGGUGCUGAUGUAUGCAUCAAUUACAAGACCGAGGAUUUUGUUGCACGAGUAAAGGAAGAAACUGGCGGCAAAGGUGUUGAUGUCAUCUUGGACAGCCUUGGGCAAUCCUACUUUCAACGAAACCUUGACAGCUUAAAUUUUGAUGGGAGGCUUUUCCUCAUUGGCACAAUGAGUGGCUCUGUCACAGAAUUAGAUCUUCGUGUGGUGAUGUCAAAGCGCCUUACCAUCCAAGCGGCUGGUCUGCGAGUAAGAAGUCCAGAAAACAAAGCAGUAAUUAUUAGGGAGGUGGAGAAAAAUGUGUGGCCUGCAAUUGUGGCUGGCAAGGUGAAACCUGUGAUCUACAAGCAUUUCCCAUUGACUGAAGCUGCAGAGGCUCACCGGUUAUUGGAUAAUAGCCAACAUAUUGGAAAGAUACUACUUUUUCCAUGAAGACAUGAUGAUUGUUGGGUUGUGUUCAAGUGAACAACAUGCUUAGACCUCAUGAAUAACAGGUUCAUGUGCAUAUAGUGCAUACAUUGCGAAACCAUGUUACCACUGUGCUCUUCUAUUCUGCGAUUAGUCUCUCAUUCGGUUGUAGUUUAGCUCUUCAGCUCUCCCAUGGAUUCGUGUAAAAUUUAUUCAUCUGAGUAACUGGUGAUGAUUACCAAAGUAAAGAUGUGACUGAUGCACCAAAGAUAUGGAGUUUUAAUUGAAUUCAUUCAUGAUGC